This is a messenger RNA of Scomber scombrus (Atlantic mackerel), 11722 nucleotides long. RefSeq lists its product as uncharacterized. The record is from RefSeq and is a predicted model, not a curated record. The coding region runs from base 522 to 11432 and encodes 3636 amino acids. Lineage: Eukaryota; Metazoa; Chordata; Actinopteri; Scombriformes; Scombridae. Gene Ontology annotation, molecular function: zinc ion binding; protein binding; DNA binding. The transcript is spliced from 47 exons.
GCCAAUAUAUUAGCUACUUUUGCUACUACUUUUGGACAUUCAAUCAAAGGCAGUCAUGGAAAACGGGAGAAGGCAACUAACUCCUGAGCAGGAUGCCCUGGAGCACAUAGUUGCUUACAAAGAUAAACCCUUCCUGGAUUAAAGGGAGAGGUGUGGUCAGCUCGGAAGCUAUUGAACCAUCCACCUUUGUUGUUGAAUAUCGGGGGAACAUCUUUGCUCAAAGACAGAGGCCUAAGAAAUGUGGCGAUUCGCUGAACAAUUACUUGUUUGAGUUUUCAUGGAUUGGAACACACUGGUGCAUUGAUGCUUCAGCAGAGGACGGGACCCUUGGAAGACUUGUGAAUGAUGAUCACAUAAGUCCUAACUGUGAAAUUAAGAAAAUUGUUUAUGAAGGAAAGCCACACUUGUGCCUGUUUGCAGUGAAAAAAAUAUCUGUGGGUGAGGAGAUAACUUACAAUUAUGGGGACUGCUCUUAUCCAUGGCGCUCAGGGGAAUCCUAUGAUGAAUUGAGUUCUUUCAACAUGGAAUCCUAUCCUUCUUCAUUAAAACCAAAGAAUGAAAUGUUUCAGAGCUCUGAAGCUUCCAGUUCUGAAGAAUCCUGCUUUGAUGAUGAUGAAGAAUGUGAUAUUGGGCCAAGUCUUGAUGAUGACAGUGUUACCAACAUCAAUUGUCAGCUGGAUUCCAGGGACAACUCACCUUUUACAGAGUCAGAUUCCUUUAAAGAGAUGACCGCUUCAUGUACCCAGCAGGAGGAGGAGGGGGAGGCUGCUUUCAGUUCUGAUGAACUCAGCUGGGAUGAAGAUGAUGGAACUAGUGAUGCUACACAAAAGCCUGAAGUCUCUGCUUACAACAGUAAGAACUAUUGUUAUGUUUGUGGGAAAGGUGUGAUUAAGAGUGCUCGACACCUUUUAACGCAUGCUAAUGAGGAGCCUGAAAUCGCUGAAGCAUUUUCAUUACCCAAAAACUCCAAGGAACGAAAGCAGUUGCUUGAUGAUUUGCGGAACAGAGGAAAUUACAAACAUAAUCAAGGCGUGUUGAGAGAUAACAGUGGAGAGCUGAAACUGCGAAGACGACCAACAGCUACAGGAGUCACCGCUAAAACAUGCACACACUGUCUAUAUUGUAAAGGCAUGUUUCAGCGUAAGAAGCUGUGGAGGCAUGUAGCCAAAUGCCCCUCUAAGACACAAAACUCAGUAAAAGGUGGCAAGACUAGAGUCUUAAGUGAGAUUGCACUUGCAGAGUCACCAUUCUCCGAAAAACUUACAUCUGAUGUGUGGGAGAUGCUUUUGACCAUGAAACCAGAUGAGAUUGCGUUGGCAGUUCAGAAUGAUUAUCUUUUAAUGCAGCUGGCGCAAUAUCUGUCCGAGAAGAGUGGCAAUAAACCAAAUAAACAUGAUAUCAUCAGACAGAAACUGAGAGAAAUGGGAAGACUCUUGUUAGCGCUGAGAGAAAAAUCUAUAUUUUCCUUUGAGGAGGCUAUCAAACCUGAAAACUUCUACCGAGUUGCUGAGGCUGUCAAAGACAUUGCUGGUUUUGAUGAAAAGAUGAAGUGCUACAAAACACCAAAUCUUGCUUCAAAAAUAGGACAUUCACUCAAAGCAAUAGGCAACAUUGCCCUGGCUGAAGCUGAUGGCAAUGAACAGAUGAUGAAAGACACAAAGAAAUUCAUGAAAUUGUAUGCAAAACAUUGGACAUCGCUUUUCUACAAAACAGUCCAGGCUUGGCAAAACGGACAAAGGAUAAACAACCCAUCUACCAUACCAUUCACACAUGAUGUGCAGAUGUUCCACAAGUACCUAGAAACAGCAUCAGCUUCUGCCAUUGAAGGCCUGAAGAUGUAUGAAAAAACACAGAUCUACAGUGCACUUUGCAGAGUGACACUUGCACAGGCGUCUGUCCUAAACAAAUGUGCACCUGAGGUUUCAAAAAUGACACUCAAGGCAUUCCAGGAAAGGGAAGAAACCACCAAAGUGUUGUCCAAGAACUUCAUCAGAAUAAAUACUCUAGGCAGGAGUGGCCAAAACGUUGCUGUCUUGUUGACCUCUGAACUUGUUGGUGCAAUAACGUUGCUUGUCAACAAGAGAGAUGCAUGUGGAGUGCACAAACACAAUCCUUUCUUAUUUGCAAGGCCGAACUCCUCUGCUACAAGCCUCUACCAUGGAAGGAACUGCAUCAGGGCCUUUUCAUGCCUGUGUGGUUUGAAGAACCCAGAGCAUUUCAGGUCGAUGCAUCUUUACAAGCACAUUGCAAGAGUGUUCCAGAUUCUCAACCUCGAGAAUGACGAGCUGAAUCACCUUGCUAAAUUGCUGGGACAUGACAUCCGGGCUGACAGGGACUAUUAUCGGUUGCCAGAGGCAGCUGUUGAACUUGCAAAAAUCGCAAAGCUACUUCUGGCAAUGGAAAAAGGGUCUCUGGAAAUAUUCAAAGGAAACUCUCUUGAGGACAUUGAGAUUGAGGAUGAAUUGGAGUCAGAUGUGGAGCAGGGCAACCCUAAUAACGCAGAUGCUGAGGAGGACAAUGAAGUAUCAGAUUGCAUGCCUCAGCAGAGUGAUGCAGUGGAACAACAGGGGAGUCAACUGAGUCCUGAGCAAGACGCCCUGGAGCACAUAAAGGCUUGCAGAGACAAACCGUCCCUGGAAGAAAGGUUUAUUGACCCGUCUAAAGGAAGAGGUGUGUUCGCCCUUAAAUACAUUGAACCAUCCACAUUCGUUGUUGAGUAUCGGGGGAACAUUUUCCCUCACCAAGAAACCGAGAAAAAGAAAUGUGACACUCUGAAUUGUUACUUCUUUGACUUCUCGUGGAAUGGAACAAACUGGCGCAUUGAUGCUUCAAUAGAGGACAGGACCCUCGGAAGACUUGUGAACGACGAUCAUAUAAGUCCUAACUGCGAAAUGAAGAAAAUUGUCUGUGAGGGAAAACCACACUUAUGCUUGUUUGCGGUGAAAAAAAUAUCCCCAGGCGAAGAGAUAACUUACAAGUAUGGGGAUUCCUCUUAUCCGUGGCGCUCAAGGGUUAGAGACUCAGCAGUCUGCAGUUCUGCAGAAUCCUGCUGUGAUGAAGAGUACUUACCUGACAGUGGACCAACCAGUGACAACCAGAUGAACAAUUCAGGUUUCACAGAGUCUGGUUGUUCAAAACAGCAGAGCUCAGAUGCUUCAUGCAUGCAGCAGGAGGACAAAGGGAAUGACAGCCCUGAUGGGUCCGACUCUGAUAGUGACUCCUCACACAUUGAUGCUUCAUCACAGUCUGAAGACCCUCACUGCACCAGCAGAAAUUACUGUUAUGUUUGUGGGGAAUCGAAGUCCAAAAUUUCUCGUCACCUUUUCACCCACAGAAACGAAGAAGCUGAUAUUGCUAAAGUGUUUGCAUUACGUCGAAAAUCCAAGGAACGGAAAAGACUACUGAAUGAGUUACGAAACAGAGGAAAUUACAAACAUAAUCAGACGGUUUUGAAGAGUAACCAAGGACAACUGAAAUUGAUAAGAAAAUCAAGCAUUUCCAACACUGAUAAAAAAGAGCUUGCAGUCUGUCUCUAUUGUAAAGGCAUGCAUGUUCGCAAGCACAUGUGGCGACAUUUGCAAAAGUGUCCUGCAAAGAAAUAUACGCAAUCUCCAAUAGUGGUCAAGACUAAAAUCUCGACUAUGGUUGCUGUUGCAGAGUCAACAGACUCCCAGGGACUUUCGUCAGAUUUGAUACACAUCCUUAAGAAGCUGAAGAAUGAUGAGGUUGCAUCUAUAGUUCGGAAUGAUUCCCACAUACUGCAGCUGGCACAGUAUAUUAACCUCUAUAAUGAAGGUAAAACAAAAAAAGUUUCAUACAUCCAACAGAAACUGAGGGAAAUGGGAAGACUCCUGUUACAACUGAGAACAAAGUCAAUAUUUAGCUUUGAAGAAGCUAUCAAACCACAAAACUUCAGCAAACUUGCUGAAGCUGUGAAAGAGGUCGCAGGUUUCAGUGAAGAGAUGAAGUCAUGUAACAGACCAAGUGUCUACCGGAAAUUGGGAAUUUCACUGAAGAACCUUGCCAACAUUAAUCUUGCCAGGGCCUUAAAAGAAAAUGCUGAUAAACAGACAAUAGAAGAAGCAGAGACAUUUGUAAAAUUGUGUGCCGAAGAAUGGAUCUACGUCCACUCAUCACAACCAAAUGUAGAUGGCCUGUCAACGAUACCAUUCAUACAGGAUAUCCAGCUCUUCUACCAGUGCAUGGAUAAGACUGCAUCCUCUGCAGUUGAAAGCCUGACAAUGUACGAGAGCCCACCAGUCUAUAUUGCACUUCUCAGAGUCACAGUUGCACAAGUGUCAGUCUACAACAAAUCUGCGCUAGACGUUUCAACAGUAUCACUCAAGUCAUUCAAGGAAUGGGAGGAGACUGAGCUUCUUGACAACACUGCUGUCUGCCAGUCACAGUUUGAGCAAAUUCUGUCCAAGCGCUCCAUGAAGAUCAAUGUUAUGAGCAAUGGAGACAAAAAACUAGCAGUUACGCUUACACCUGAAGUGCUCAGUGCGAUAAAACUGCUUGUGAGCAAGAGAGAAUCAUGUGAUGUACAUGAAAGUAAUCCCUUCUUAUUUGGGAGGCCAGCUGCCAAAUGUAUUAGUUACUUAAAGGGACGCCAGUGUGUCCAGACUUUUGUAGAUCGGUGUAAGGCAAAGAAUCCCGAGCACCUCAGGUCUCUUUUCUUCCAUAAGCACAUUCUGAGAGUGUUCCAGAUUCUCAGCCUCACAAACAACGAACUUGAUCAGCUAAGCAAACUGCUGGGCUGUGAUAUUCGGACGGACAGAGAUUACUAUCAGUCACCAGAGGCAGCUGUCGACAUCGCAAAAAUUUCAGAGCUACUGUCGGCAAUGGAGAAUGGAUCUCUUGAAACAUUCAAAGGAAAAUCUCUUGAGGAAAUUGAGUUUGCAGAUAAAUGGGAGCCAGAGGCGGAGCAGGACAACCCUAAAAUCAGUGAUGCUGAGGAGGACAAUGAAGAAUCAGAAAUUUCUCUUCAGCUAAGCGGUCGUUCCUCUUCAAAUCGCUCCUUUUCGGCUUUUAAGAAAACCAGCAGAGUUUGCCAAGUUCCUUCUUCAAGGAAACGUGGCCGACCAAAGAAAAGUGAGUCUUCUGAGCUGAAUAAUGAGAAACGUGAUGCAAUGAACACAGAGAAGGAUGACAAGCCAGAUGAAAUGUCUCUAAGCUGUGCUGUCAACACACGAGAGGAAAGACCAUCUCGUAGCAAGGACAAGGCAUCAUACAUUUAUUUUAGUGAUGAUGACGAAGACAUGAAUGUGGACUUCGACAUGGACUUAGACACCGAUGAGGAACUUCCUCUCUCUCCUUCAGGUCAUUCCUCUUCAAAACGCUCCUUUUCAGCUUUAAAAAAAACUAGCAGCGUUUGCCAAGUGCCUUCUCCAAGGAAACGUGGCCGACCCAAAAAAACUGAGUCUAAAAAGGCGUCUUCUGAGCUGAAUAAUGAGAAAUGUGAUGCAAUGAACACAGAGAAGGAUGACAAGGCAGAUGAAAUUUCUCUGAGCUGUGCUGUCAACACACGAGAGGAAAGACCAUCUUGUAGCAAGGACAAGGCAGCAAACAUUUGUUUUAGUGAUGAUGACGAAGACAUGAAUGUGGACUUCAACAUGGACUUAGACACCGAUGAGGAACUUCCUUUCUCUCCUUUAGGUCAUUCCUCUUCAAAACGCUCCUUCUCAGCUUUAAAAAAAACUAGCAGCGUUCGCCAAGUGCCUUCUCCAAGGAAACGUGGCCGACCCAAAAAAACUGAGUCUAAAAAGGCGUCUUCUGAGCUGAAUAAGGAGAAACGUGAUGCAAUGAACACAGAGAAGGAUGACAAGCCAGAUGAAAUAUCUCUGAGCUGUGCUGUCAACACACGAGAGGAAAGACCAUCUUGUAGCAAAGGCAACGCAUCAAACAUUUGUGUUAGUGAUGAUGACGACGGCCUGAACCUGGACUUUGACAUGGACUUAGACACCGAUGAUGACAUUGACAGAAUUCUGGAAAAUGAUAGCGAUGGUGACACAAACAGCCCAGCAGCAACACCUGUGAUAAAAGAUGUUAAAGUCACGAAAAAGACGGACAAUCACAGCAGUGAUAAGAAGAAAGGCAGUUCUUCCAAGUCUACCCCAGAUACGGACCUCGAAGGGACCAUGGACAGUGAUGCAGAGAAAGAAAAUCGAAAGAAAGGAGAGGGAGAAAGUAACUGGAUGGAUGUGGAUUGCAGGUAUUCAUCUGCCACCUUAAAUACAGGAAAGAAGAGCAAAUUAUUGGCUACACUGGCUGGCACGAAACAACUGAAGAUAUUUAUCCCAAAACUGGACAUAGAGAAGUUUCAGUUUCCAGUCAACAUGUCCCAAUUACCAUCUUUGUGUAACUCUGUUGAGAGGCCAGUCAGACAUCCACCAAUCCAUGACUAUGACAACGAGCCUAGCCCUGAAAAGGACAUACAGAUGAGCUGCUCCCACUGCAAGACGAGUAUGCUGAAGGGCCAAACAGCUUUCCAGAAGAAGGGAUUCAUGGAUGUCUUCUGCACAAAACGCUGCCUGUUUCAAAUGUUUCCCAUCAACAAAACAGUUGUCAGGACAUGUCAUUACUGCCUCAAGGCGAUAACACAGCUUUCGGACCUCAUCAUGGCCGCAGUGGACAGAAAGGGGACUAUGAAGGACUUCUGCAGCCCGGCGUGCCUUCUCUUUUUCAAGUCCAACCCUGAGUUCACCCAGACACUGCAGUCAAUCUGCAGCCAGUGUGACAAAACCUGCACUAGCACAUGUGAGCUGACCCUGGACGGGUCUGUCUACAAGUUUUGCAACGUCGCCUGCUUGGAUGAUUUCCGCAGGGACAACAUGACCGUCUGUGAGAACUGCAACUCCUACUGCCACAGGAAACCGCUUGUCCUGAAGAUGGAGGAGGGCACCAAAACCAUCUGCAGCGACAACUGCCUGGACGAGUUCAAAGAGCAGAAUAUCAACACACCUCACAAGUGUACCAUGUGCCAGACGUCUCAACCGGUGUCAGACAUGAUUGCCCACAAAAGCGGUGAAGACACUGUGGAGCUCUUCUGCUCUCGAACCUGUGUGACGUCCUACAAGCUACGGCCUGUAAUUGUUUACAAGCUUCAAGGAAAGAUAAACAAGCAGGCUCGGAUGAAGAGGUGGCGUAAAGGCACACAAUCAAAUGAAAAAACAAAUACUGAGGAUGAACAGGUGGGCUCAGACUCCACCGCAAACCAAAACGAUGCGUCUCCAGCUGCAAACUCGGCGAGCACGCCAACAUUAAUCAUCGCAGACUCAUGUGUUCUUUGUUGCCACUGCGGAAAGAGUCUGCCGAGAGGACAGACACUUUACCAACCGAGAAACUCACUAGAGGUUUUUUGCUCUGCCUCCUGCCUCUCUGUAAGGCAUCCCCACAUCAACUUAGCCACCAAAAGCUGCUACAACUGCUGUCAGGUGAUUAUGCGACCUCACAAUAUCAUCCUGGCUCCGGUGGAUGAUUCAGGAACUAUGAAGGAGUUGUGCAGUUCGACAUGCCUCGCUUUUGUCCAAUCCAAAAGGAAAAUGGCUGCCCCAAAACCUCCACCGAAGGAAGGACCUCGGUCAGAGUGCCGGAUGUGUGCCAGAUUCUGCUAUUGCAAAUACAAGCUGACCGUCGAUGGCACGCUCUCCCGAGUGUGCGGCGACGCAUGCUUCAUCAAGUAUCACAAAGACAACAACUUGCCUUUGUUUACCUGCGACAUCUGCAACGCCCUCGAUAUCAACGUUGACAAACAGCUCUUGUUGAUGACAGAAGACGGCGAUAAAACGAUCUGCAGUGAAGAAUGUCUGGUCAAGUUCAAAGAGGAAGUCAAGUCAUCUCAGUUGUGCACCAUGUGCCAGACGUCUCAUCGGUUGUCAGAUAUGGUCGAAAACAAAAACGACGAGGGCAAGUUGAACUUCUUCUGCAGCAACCGAUGCAUGAUGGUAUACAAGGCCCAGUCGUUCACUGAGUCAGAGACGAAAAGCCCAUCAUCUGAAGAGAAUGACAUCAAAGAAGUGAAGCCAUUAGUACCAAAUUUGGAGUUUAUAAAAGAAGAGCCCAUUGAUGAGGAGUACAACCAGAAUCUCCCAUCCUCUGUAUCUACAGCAGACAUCAAGGAUGAGCCAAAUAUGAAAAAGGAGGACUUAAAGAUCUGCUCAGUCUUCUCCUUGACGGACGACUGCAUGUCUGCUGCUCCCACUCUCACCCGCAUGGAUCUGCCUGCAUCUUGUUCCUCCUGCAAAAAGGUCCUGAUGGACGGAGAGACUGUGUACCAGAGGAAAAGCCAUGCAGACAUCUUCUGCUCCACCUCCUGCCUUUUACAGUUUUAUCAAAUGAAACCAGUGAAGAAGACUUGCCACUUCUGCCUUCAGGUGAUCACACAGCCUCAGGACAUCCUCGAGGCCCCAGUGGAUAAUGAGGGCCAGAUAAAGGACUUCUGCAGCCAGACCUGCUUCUCCUCCUUCAACUACAAGAGAAUCGUAUCCACCAAAAUACCCAUCGUGCCAGUCGCGUCACAGUCACAAUGCAGCAUUUGCAGCAGAUACUGCAUUAGCAAACAUGAGGUCGUACAGGAGGACACCGUCUACAAAAUCUGCAGUGAACCCUGCUUCCUCCGUUUCUGCAACCUGUCCAUCUGCAAGAACUGUAACGCCCGCUGCAACACACCGCUGAAGCUCAAGAUGGAUGACGACAGCAAAACAUUUUGUGGUGCAGAGUGUCUGGAACAUUUCAAACAUGAAAUCACAACGCCGCAGCCCUGCUCCAUGUGCAACACAUCCUGUCUGAUGUCGGACAUGGUGGAAAACAAAAGCAGUGAGGAUGUGGUGGAACUCUUCUGCUCCAGCAGUUGUCUGAUGGCGUCUAAGAUUCAGGCGGUCAGUGCGUCAGGCACUGAAUUGAAUUGUGAUAACUGCAGUAAGACUACAGUGCCCGCCUGCCACCUCGCCAUGUCAGAUGCCUCUAUCAAAAAUUUCUGCGCACUAACCUGUGCCAUGGUUUUUAAGGAGACUCACAUGAAUGGUGCCACUAGCCCCGCAGGGGCCCACGACCAAACACAGUGUGAUUCCCUAAAAACACCAGAGAAACUGCCAUGUGCCCAGUGUCGCUGCAUCAUAAAAACUGCUCCCCAAGUCGUCCAGAAAAAGGGCAAAAUGAAUUUCGUCUGCAGCUCGGCCUGUGCUCAAGAGUUUAAGAGAGUGAACAACAUUAUUGGCGAGUGUGAAUACUGUAAGAUGGAAAACAUCAUCGGAGACGCCAAGAGAGUCAACAACAAAGACUGCUACUUCUGUAGUGACAGCUGCAGGGUGCUUUUUGAACAUAAUCUUGAAAAGAAGUGGGGGAAAUACUGUCGCUCGUGUGCUUACUGCCUCUCCAUCUCCGAGACGGUGGUGACAGCGUACUACGAAAACAAGACCAUGAAGUUUUGCUCUGAAGACUGCAACUUAAAUUACAAAAUGCUCCACUGCCGUGUUGCCAGCUGUGACACCUGCAGUCGCAAAAGGAAACUAAAGCAGAGUCUUUCCCUGCUGGGGGAAGUCAAACACUUCUGUGAUAUGAAAUGUCUGCUUCUGUUCUGCAAUAAAAAAGGACAAAUGGUCAACACAGCUGCAGCUGAGUCUUCUCCUGUCAUCGCUAACGUUAUUUCACUUGCUGGUGUUUUGAAACUGCAUCACAGCGCCUCAACCGACACUUCACAGCAUGAUUUGGUCUCUGACAUUCAAACAAAGGUUGUUGGGCAUGCCGGUGUCCAAACUGUCCCAAAGGAACUGAAGAACAAGUCCAUGCUCUGCACACCGUUAGUCCACAACAAAGGAGUCUCCUGUGCAACACAGACAGUCGAUGCAGAGGCCCAAACAGAUGUCUUUGUACCUAAAGUCAUAACCCUGCCUGUGCCGGUUCCGGUCUACGUUCCUGUGCCGAUGAACAUGUACAGCCAGUACACACCCAAACCCGUCGGCCUGCCCUUACCUCUGCCUGUGCCCGUGCUCGUCCCUGUGAUGCUGGACAACUCAGACUCAACAAUAAAAUCCAUGAAGGACAACAUUCCCCCUGACAGCUUUGAGGGCGAGUUCAGCUCCAAAGUAGAAAGUCAAGACACUCAUGUCCCCAAAGACCUCACCAGUCACUGCAGUGAUGACCUGGAUAGGUUAAACAACCAGGACUCCUCCUUCUCUGACACCAGACUCGGGUUGCUCAGUCGACCACAUACCCACAAGGAACCCCUUCUGAACUUAGAUAUGGACCUGCCCAGAGAGCCUCAUCCAGCUCCUCCUCCUCUUCCUCCUGAUCUCACUGUGGAGAUGAAAGAGAAUCCCCUGAGCUCACUGAGCCCUGUGCCGACCCGUCAACUACUACAAGAAACUGUCGUUAAAAUCCACAACAAGAAUAAGGGUCGUAAGCUGCAACAGUCGCCUCAGGAGGAUAAAGAGCGAACAUCUCAUAGAAACUUUUCAGAGGCUGUGACCAGCAGGUACCGCAAACUGAACAGUCAGUAUGGGAUCGAUGCCUGGAGGAGAUGGAUACAGUGGAGGGAAUCACAAACAAACCCGGACCUGGUUUCUCCAGGUGACGCAGCCUUAAAAGAAGACAUUCUUCGCUGCUCUGUGGCUGAGCUGAGCCAAGGCCUCUGUCAUUUCAUCACUGAGUUGAAACGACCCGACGGGGAGCAGUACUCCCCCGACAGCCUGUUCUACCUCUGCCUCAGCAUACAACAGUAUCUGUAUAAGAACGGUCGAAUGGAGAACAUAUUCAGUGAUCUGAUCUACAGCAAGUUCUUGACAGUUUUCACUAAGAUCCUGCAAAAUUUCAAACCUUCAGUCGCAGCCAGCGGUAAUAUCCUUUUCUGUGUUGAGGAGGAGUUUCUGUGGGACUGUAAACAGUUGGGGGCGUACUCCCCCAUCGUCCUCCUCAACACUCUGCUCUUCUUCUGCUGCAAGUACUUCGACUUCACCACGGUGGAGCAACAUCGCCAGCUGUCCUUUGCCCAUGUCGUGCACUACACCAAAACCAACCAGGACAACACCGAGACCACCUUCCUGCGCUUCUACCUGCCCUCUACAAAUGAGGCAGAUUCAGACGGCGUCCCGGCCAAGAAACAAAGAAAAAAUGAGAGUGAAGAGGAAAUCCUUGAGAUGAAGGAGAACACAGAGAACCCUCUUCGCUGUCCGGUCAGACUCUAUGAGUUUUACGUCUCCAAGUGCCCAAAGUCGGUGAGGCGGCGCUCUGAUCUGUUCUACCUUCAGCCCGAUCACUUCUGCCUCCCCAACAGCCUUGUGUGGUUCUCCACCACACCUCUGGAUGACGACACCAUGGAGGCCAUGCUCAUACGAACCCUCACCAUCAGAGAGCUGUGGAGGGAGAAUAGAAGUGGUACAGACCAACAGACGACAGACGACCCACCUUUUAUACCUGAUGAGGAGGAUUCAGAAUGAUGAAGGAAGGCUAGAUCACCAGUGACAUUUUUGGACAUUGUUUUUGGAGGAAUGUCUUAAUAUUCAGGUAUCAAGCUUGUCUAAAAACUCAAGAGAAAUGCACUCCAUCAAAAGAGAAAUCUUUCAAGUCUUUCAAACCCUUAACAUUUUUACAAAAGAUGCUUAUUUCUUCAAGUUAUUUGCAGGUUUUGAUGUAUAAACAACUCAGUUUGUAUUUGAGUAAAGAAAAAAGUUCAUGUUACCUCCUGAUAUGGUUUCCUUCAGUUGAAUGUUGAUGCUUUAAGUUGUGA